This is a messenger RNA of Colletotrichum karsti, 1491 nucleotides long. Its product is annotated as FAD binding domain protein. The coding region runs from base 1 to 1491 and encodes 496 amino acids. The transcript is spliced from 4 exons. The record is from RefSeq and is a predicted model, not a curated record. Gene Ontology annotation, molecular function: FAD binding. Lineage: Eukaryota; Fungi; Ascomycota; Sordariomycetes; Glomerellales; Glomerellaceae.
AUGUCACCGGAAAAGCGCCAAACCACCGUUGUGAUCGUUGGCAGUGGCCUCACGGGCCUCACCUUCGCUUUGAUGAUGCAAGGCCUUGGUGUCGACUACCUCCUCCUCGAAGCUUACGGCAGCUGCACCCCCAACAUUGGCGCCAGCAUCGCCCUGCAGCCGCAAGGUCUACGCGUGUUGCACCAGUUGGGUCUCUGGGAAGACAUCCAGGACCUCUGGCAACCCGUGGUCAAGACCGCUUUGGUCGAUGUGGAAACCGGGAAGAUGCAUUUCACCGACACUACAGCCAUGCUUAAAGAGCGCCAUGGAUACGGCGUUGGCUUCUUCAACCGACAUGACUUGGUGUCUGUGCUUCACAAGCAUAUUCGCGAGAAGAACCGGCUGCUCGUCAACCAGAAGGUUGUGCGCAUCGAUGGUCUCGAGGAUAAAGCUAUUGUGCACACGGCUGCUGGAGAUGUGUUCGAAGCCCAGAUGGUGCUUGGUGCCGACGGCGUGCACUCGUCUGUUCGGAAGGAGAUGUGGAGGAACGCCGAGAUGGCAGGGCCUGGCAUAAUACCAGAGCAAGACAAGCAAGAUAUUACCUGCGACUGGGCUACCUGCUUUGGGGUGUCAAAGCACACCGAAAAGAUGUCGCCCGGUUUCGUGGGAAGCUUGACAGGGAAUGGCUACAAUGCUGGCUGGAUGAGAGGAAAAGGAGAGCGCACCUUUACGUUCUGGACAUUCAGGCUUCCCGAGAAUAUGCGUAAAUGCACUUACGACACGAUUCCUCGUUUCACGAAGGAGGAUCAUCGGAUGGCCAUUGAGAAAGCCAAAGAGUGGGCAGCCAAGGCCCCGAGAACCGGCGGUUUGGACGUCGACUUUUCCAAGCUCUAUGACGAGCGUGAUCCUGAGCACAGUGGAAUCACGGCCUUGCCUCAUUUCGUCCUACGGAAGUGGCAUUUCGGCCGAAUCGUCGUAAUCGGAGACGCGGCGCACAAGUUCAACCCUUUGCCUGGCCAGGGUGGUAUGAACUGCAUCGUUUCGGCGGCAACCUUGGUUAACUGCUUGCAGGAGUCUCUGGGAGCCGAGAUGAAAGUUUCGGCCGUGUGGAUUAUGGCAAGCCUCAACAAGGCGUUCACCGAUCUUACUGAGAUCAGGGUCCCGGCGGUGCUGGACGCAGUCAACAGAAGCGAAGACGCGAUGAACUUCACGGGAUGGAGCAGCUCGAUGAACCGCUUCUGGUUCAAAACUCUCCUGCCGGUGCUGCCAAACUUCUACCACGCCGACGGGGCAUCCAGCAUGUUGAAGACUGGUAGAGCACUGAAGGGCUGGGAGUUACCUGACGUCGCCCACACCGUGCUGUACGAUGACGAACAAGAGGGACUAGUGAAGAAGAGCAAUGGGCUUGACAGCAACAUGGUGACUGCAGCGGCGGUGCUAGGCGGUGCAUUUGUCGUCGCGAGGGCUUUGCAACAGCAUUCAAGCUUCGUCGCAGGAAGUCUGAAGGUGUAG